AUGCUGCAACCGACGGAGGUUGUUACCCAAGUAGAGGCCAACCCAACAACUGGUGAUCGGAUCCCGUCCUUUUUGAAGAGUGUGGCGCCAGAGGGCCAUGUCCAAUGGGCACAAACGCACCUCAUCCAGUUGUUCGGCACUUUCCCCGAUAGCUCGGCCGCCACAGGAGAUGGCAAACACGGUACAUCGGCCAAACCUAUGGCACCGACCCGUCAACGUUCGCACCCACCACUUCGGCGUCUCUCCUGCCCAAACCAAAACCGUGAUCGUCCUCUUCCGGCCGAACUACAGAAUGUAUUUCGUACCACCUCCGAACAAAACCUUCGGAUCAUACACGAACAUCUCGCCACCUACAAUUCCCUCCCCAUAGCUGGAAAGAGCAAAAUGGCGGUUGAUUUGGCCCUCGAGAUCAUGGAGCGGCUGCAUGCCGAGAAUCUCAGCCCGAACUACGAUCAGCUGUUCCCGGAGGUAAUGCACCAGGAGCUCGGCCAGGUGCGCGAGGCUCUGGAGUUUAAAGAUCGCAUCUACCUCUCCAUCGACAUCUUCAAGCAGUUCAUCGGGCAACUUGAAGUCCUUGCCAGCCAUAUC
Mesorhabditis spiculigera is the source of this 588-nucleotide messenger RNA. The record is from the annotation of a GenBank genome assembly. Lineage: Eukaryota; Metazoa; Nematoda; Chromadorea; Rhabditida; Rhabditidae.